This is a messenger RNA of Micromonas commoda, 951 nucleotides long. RefSeq lists its product with no specific name. Gene Ontology annotation, molecular function: ubiquitin protein ligase activity. NCBI's taxonomy places the organism in Eukaryota, Viridiplantae, Chlorophyta, Mamiellophyceae, Mamiellales, Mamiellaceae. Gene Ontology annotation, cellular component: nucleus. The record is from RefSeq and is a predicted model, not a curated record. The coding region runs from base 1 to 951 and encodes 316 amino acids. The transcript has a single exon.
AUGGGUACCGGAUCCCGCCACAGCAAGAACGCCGGGACGAUGGGUUCCGAGAACCUCACCUACCACGAGAAGAAGGCUCUCGGGUUCGGCACCGUGAAGGAGAGGCUCGGCAAGGAGACCGUGAAGGACUUCGACGCGUGCGGGCUGGGUCUGCAGCACGCUUUGGACCCGGUGGUGACCCCGGAGGGUGUCCUGUACGACCGCGAGCACAUCCUCCAGUGCCUCCUCCACCAGAAGAAGGACAUCGCGCGCAAGAUGAAGACGUGGGAGGGGGAGCAGGCCAGGGACGCGGAGAAGGCGUCCGCCGAGGAGGAGGCCAAGAGGCUCGCGGAGCUGGAGAAGUUCGAGCUGGAAAACAAGGGCGGGUUUGUCAACUACAGCGCAUCCGCGGGGACGUCCACCGCGACGGGCACGUCCGACGCGCGCAUCGCCUCCUCCGCCGACGUCGCCGCGACGCAGGAUGACAAGGAGCGCAUGAAGACCAUGAAGGCGUUCUGGCUCCCGUCCAAGACCCCGACCGCGGAGAGGAAGGCGGAGAAGCCCGACACCGACACCAAGUGCCCCACGACGCUCAAGAAGUUGCGGCUCAAGGACCUGCUGGCGGUGAAGUGGACCAAGGUUCGGAAAGGCGAGGAGAUUGGCGGGGCGAGGUACAUGUGCCCGGUGACUUUCAAGACGUUCACCAACGCGACCAAGAUCGUGGUGCUCAAGCCCUCGGGUCACGCGGUGUCCGAGGAGGCGUGGACCAAGGUGGUAAAGGACGAGGGAACGUACGACGGGCACAGGGUCAAGGGCGUGAUCAGGCUGCAGAGGGGCGGGAGCGGGUUCGCCGGGAGCGGGACGCAGGUGGAGUCCAAGACGGAGUUCAUGCUCGGCGCGGGGAGCGGACUGGCGGACGGGCGCGGGCAGAACCGCGGCGCCACGUCCAAGUUCGGGCUUCGCUUCAACUGA